This is a messenger RNA of Scutellospora calospora, 288 nucleotides long. Lineage: Eukaryota; Fungi; Glomeromycota; Glomeromycetes; Diversisporales; Gigasporaceae. The record is from the annotation of a GenBank genome assembly.
AUGAUACCAAUUUCUCCACCACUGCCACCUAAAGAAAUUACACAAGAGUACCUAUCUAAAAACAGGAAUAAGACUUCAAAAGACAAAGUAAAAUCAACAGAGAUAAUUAUAAUAUUGACUUCAAGAAAUCUAAAUAUAAGACCUUACUGGAAUGACCAUACAAGAAACUUAUCUCAUAGAUGGAUUCCAAUAAACACAAAUUCUUCUGAAAUAUAUUUACUAACAUUAUAUGAGGAUGAAGAUGAAGAAGAUAUCGAUGGAAAGAAAAGAAAAUCUACCUUGAUAUAA